This is a messenger RNA of Suillus subaureus, 3688 nucleotides long. RefSeq lists its product as uncharacterized. The coding region runs from base 344 to 3328 and encodes 994 amino acids. The transcript has 3 exons. Lineage: Eukaryota; Fungi; Basidiomycota; Agaricomycetes; Boletales; Suillaceae. The record is from RefSeq and is a predicted model, not a curated record.
UAGUUGAUCUCGCCUCGAGGUAAACACGAGGCAGAUGUUCAGAUCGACCCUUCUUCACUCUCCUUUGUCUUCUCAAAAAUUAUAUACCAAGCACCGCCAAUCACACCACAUGCAUAUCUACCGCAACUAAUCUUACUCAAUCCCAUAAAUUUCCGAACAGCCGUAUCUUCCCUGAUCUUCUGCUUUCUACAUUCCUAUCAUGGACCAAUCCUAAACGCGAUAUCGUCUUUUUCAGGAAAUUUGGGAAUUGCCAUCCCUCAGCGCUCCAUGCCGCACGAGUCACUAAUCGAAUCAUAUACUUCCCCUACAAAAAUUCAGCAAUCAUCUCUCAUCUACUCAAUCAAUGCCUCCAAAACGACGAACAGCAGCAAAGAGCGCUCCGGCGCCUGCAAAGCCAGCAGCCCCCCAACCUAAACCAACAGCGACUCCAGCUGUCAAACAAGCUGUGCCCCCUCCCCCACCCCCUCCGCCGCCUCCACCAGUCGAAACCCCUUCAGCCAAAGUCCGCAAGGAAUGGCAAAAUUUUAUCUCAACGUGGUACGAACCAGAGAAGAAAAAACUCUCAGACCAACUCACCAAAGAGCUCGACGCGAAAUACAAGAAAAAAAUUCAACAAAACACUCGUCACGCAGAGAUGGAGAAAAGACUCUCCGAGAUCACAACUCAACUUGCUGAACCCGCUCAUGAUGAGUGGAACAGUCGUCUCGCUGCUGUGCAGCUCCGCGUAGACGAUUGGACAGAUAUCACACAAGAGGAACAACAGUCUGUCAUCAACGUCUUCAACGCUUUUUAUGAAGACAAUGAAGAAGAGGAUUCCACUCCCUUCGACUCCAAUGAAUUAGACGAGUUAGUGGCGUCGGCGGUUGAAGAACCUCAACUCGGGGAUUCUUCUCCUUUCUUCACAUCCCGUCAAUCGCCACCAACACCCAUUACAGCCAAUUUCCAGCUCGUAAAUCCCUCUUCCUUCUUCACAGACACAAUCUCCCCCGCGAAGCAAGCCAGAAAAUUGCCGGAGCUUGCCAUGGACAACUUGGCAACGCUUAACAACCUAAACACAGGUCGCACACCGGCUGACCACGGCCAAAGCAGCGCAGUAUUCGGCUUCCAAGGCUGGGCCUCCGAAGCUGGCUUAGCAAUCCCCCAAAGCACCUCCCAAUCCCAGUCCACCAACAGAAAUCGCGCAACAGAUAACAUCUCCCGGCAAACAUCCGCGUCCGCAGCUUCAUCCGCAUCUCCUCCCCUCUUCUCAUCUCACUCCCCCCCUCAACCCACAACUAAAAUAUCCCCCCUAUCUGCCACACACACACUUCUCCCAGGCAAACGCUACAUCGGGCCUGUUAUCGCCGAAGAGGAAGCCGAGCCGAUCGAUGAAGAACUUCUCAAAGCGAAAAUGGCCGCCGAUUUCCUCGAGUUCAAGAUGGAAGUGCGGAUUCAGAUGAUCCAGCAAUUCCACGCAAAGGCAUCUGCUAUCGAGAUCGAACUCGCGAGGCAGCUCGAGAGCAACAAUAGCACUUGCUCUAGAGAGAGCAGACUCCUCACAUUGCAUGAACAUGAGGAGAACAUGCUGUCGCUUCGCGAGUCCAAGGAGCUCGAGAGGAAGAAGUUGUGUGAUAAGGAACGCGAUCGGAGGUUGCAGGAACAUAGGUUUUUGCAGCAAGUUGCUGCUCAGAAGGCGAUUAAUCAGACCCGCUCAAACGCGAGCGCUUCGUCUUCGAAAAUUCCUCCCGCCUCGCAGGCAGGGUGGACGUCUCACCCCGCUCCUAAACUCGCUAGUCAGAAAGAGAACCUCUCUACAGGCAGCUUGCCUACAAAGCCUGAUCCCCCCAGUAUACUCAAGAAGUCUGCCAGCGCACGCUCUCACGAUAUCAUCCCCGGCUUUGACGAAGCUGCAUUCUUGAAGGAUCAAGCUGAAGCUGCGAGCUUCGCGAAAGGCAAACAGCCUGCUUCUACCACCCCGUCAAGUCGACCUAGCGCGCUCAAAAAGACAGAAAGCACAAGCUCGCAGGACGAGCCUGUUGAACUACCCGCACCUCCCACCGCAAAGGGCAAAAAGGGCAAGAAGACGCCGGGCGUCACUCAACAGCCCAAAACAGUCACUUUCACCCAAGAGCUCGAUGCCGACGCGGAGCCUCCUCCAGUUUGGGGUGCGAAGAGUGCAAAGGCUUCGGUGUCUUCCAAGUCUGUCAUGAUCGAGGAGGAGCCGGAUGAAGAUGCUGAUCCCUUGUUUUCUGCGUGGAACACCAAGACUGCACGUGCUACUACGCCUGCGCCGGCUGCUAAAAAGGGCAAGGCUGCGGUCGUCGAAGAGGUGGUUGUCGAGCCUGCUCCUCCUGUGAUCUCUACUCCUAGUUGGGGUUCCGCUAGCGGUUGGGGUUCGGUAGCAGCGGGGAAGAAAGGCAAGGGCCCGAUUGUAUCCACAGAACCUACGGAAGAUCCUUUCCAAACGAGGACCGCGUCGGGGAAGAAGGGCAAAGCCCAAGCCCCGAUUAUAUCAGCAGAGCCCAUGGAAGAUCCCUACCAGACGUGGACCGCGCCGAGUGGUGCAUGGGCGACCAAGAAAACAAAGGUCACCGUUACUGAAGAGCUUGAUGAAGAAGAGAUGGCUUGGGGUGUUGGGCUCAAGGGUGCGUUGUCGUCGAGCAAGCAGGCGAAGAAGGUGGUGUCGCAGCUGGAGACGCAGCCAGAGACUCGUCGCGGUGUCCAAUCCUCUUCGAAAUCUGCGAUGGUCCAAGAUGUCGGCGAGGAAGAGGAGGAGGAGGAAGAAGAAGAGGAAGAAGAGGGGGAGGAGGAAUGGGACCAGAUCCAACCCGCGUCUGCCAUACCAGAUACCACCGGUGAAGCAGAAAGCGAUGGGUGGGGAUCUUCCUACUGGAGCAACCUCGCCAAGGGUCAGCCCAUCGCACAAGCCACAGACGAAUCCUCCCCACAUAUGCUAUGGACGCCAUCGAUGGAAGCCGAAGAGAGCGGCGACGAAGAUUUAGGCGAAAGCAUAGAGAGCGCUCUCUGGAUGCAAUACGCCAUCAGUGGAGGCGAGAUCGCUGGCUUCGAGGCUCCUGACCCGCAAGAGAACGUCCAUGCCCAUGCACACGCUCAUGUUCCUGUGAAAAGCACCCCCGCCGCUUCUCACAAAAAGACCACCAACGACCCAACCACGAGCAUCUGGGAGCAAGGGAAAGGAAAGAAAAAAUCAACGCCCGCGAUCGAGACCAAGAUAGAAACGACCCGUGCGUCCAACGCUCGAACGGCCCAAUGGCCAAAGGCCAAGAUGGAAAUGGAGAAUUGGGCUUCGCGCCUAGGCCAAAGCUCAGGUUCAGCUAGACAUUUGUAAUUUCAUCAUCAGGAAGAAGGCGAAGACGGACUUAUUUUACCCUAAUGCUGUGGUCACUUGUUUGAUAGUUUUUUUUUUUGCUAUAUUGUUUUUUUUGUUUUGUUUUCGCGGCUUACUGGUUAAGCCUUGCUUUUUAUCGUAGUAGUUUGUUCUGUUUGAAUAAUGGUCGUCAAGUUUUAUGUUGUAUAUGUCGUCUAUCACUUUGCAUCGUCGUUUGGUCCUGUGAGCGAGUCGAGGGGGGAGGGAAACGAGCGGACGCGGGGUUUAGUAACAGACAUGCAUGCAUUACAUAGCUAUGGAGCUACACUAGUACGUUAACAAUGUGUUCUAACACACGUUGAGGGCAUACGUGAAAGGGCC